Messenger RNA from Aspergillus ochraceoroseus IBT 24754, 5842 nucleotides. RefSeq names its product histidine kinase-like ATPase domain-containing protein. Bases 318 to 5642 code for a protein of 1774 amino acids. The record is from RefSeq and is a predicted model, not a curated record. The transcript has 3 exons. NCBI's taxonomy places the organism in Eukaryota, Fungi, Ascomycota, Eurotiomycetes, Eurotiales, Aspergillaceae.
UGCUGAUAAGUACAGCAUGAGCUUUUCUUAACUCCGCAGCCGCAUCAUUCAUACAAAGGACAUGUAUGUUAUGAUGGAUGGCAAAUUCCCCUGCCAGCUGAUUGCUUUUGUGUCUUGAUUGUGCCAUGAUCUUUGGCUUUACUUUGCACUCUCUGUUCGCACCUCUUUGCUCUUUCUGAGUCUAUUUUUAGAAUAGAGUCCUUUUCUCCUGUUUGUUGCGGUGACUUGUCUUCUCUUAUUGUCUCAGUGAUUUUGUUCUGCUUUUGUUUGCAUAAUAGACCCAGCGCAGGUGUUUUGGAGCUCUGAAAGACUACAGGAUGGCACAGAAGAUUGAUUUUAAUGCGCUCAAAGCGCGCACUAUGGGGUCCGGGGAUGACGAGGAAGCAGUCACCGUUGACACGCGCGGGCUGAUUUCCAAGGUUCUGGCACGGUAUUCGGGGAAAUGGACGGUCUUGCGGGAGAUGAUCCAAAAUGCCGCCGAUGCCAAUGCUACAAAAGUCACGGUCAGAUUCGAAACUCUACCCUCGAUGACGGUUCCCUUGCCUUCUGCUGCCGACAGCACGACUAUGAUAAAGCACACGAUAUCUCACCAUACUCUCAGACGCCUCUUGAUCUCCAAUAAUGGUCUUCCCUUCAGUGAGAAGGACUGGGCGAGACUUAAGCGUAUCGCGGACGGCAACCCGGAUGAGACGAAGAUUGGAGCCUUUGGAGUCGGAUUCUACAGCGUUUUUGAUGACUGCGAGGAACCGUUUGUAUCUUCAGGAAAAGAUGCUAUGGCCUUUUACUGGAAAGGCAAUGCGCUCUUUACUCGUCGCUUACAACUGAACGAGAAGGCAAACCCUGAGACGACCUUUGUCCUGGAUUAUCGGAAUGAUACGAGCCCCAUUCCGUCCCUAAUGCAGCUAUGUCAGUUCCUGUCCAGCAGUCUGACAUUCGUCAGCCUAGAAUGCAUAGAGCUAUGGCUUGAUGACUGGAAUGUUCUUCGCCUCUGCAAGAAAACCGCCCCCAGCCUUAGUCUCACUCUUCCGCGGGAUAUUGAGACAAAAACGCAGGAUGGUCUAAUGAAGGUUACAGCCGUUACGCGAGAGGUCGCCCAGGUUGAUGCCCAUUGGAUGCAGGUUGUUGAAUGGAAUCCAAAUGGAAGCUUACUCCGCGACGGGAUCCGGGACACCACGGUUUCCUUGCGGGGCUUCUUAUCCAGGCUCACUCUCCAGGGUGUCUCGGACAAGCCAGUGAGCAGCGAAAAGAAGGACCAUCCCGGUAACAAUGGGGAUUUGACAAAGAUGUCAAUGGCCUCUGUGUUCUUGCACAUUAACACUGCGAGCAUUCAGGCUUCGAUCAGUCAGUCUUUAAGUAACGAAUUAGAACGAGCUACUCGAAAGCCUCCGCCUAAGAAAACCUCCCUCUCCGUCUUAACACCUUCAUAUGAUACAAGCAUGGCCUCGGCGGCGUCGGGAUCGCAGCCCGAGUUUCUGUCAUCCAUCCUUCCUUCCAAGGGUGGCCGAGUCUUCAUUGGUUUCCCUACACACCAAACGACUGGCCUCAACGCCCAUAUCUCGGCCCCUUCAGUAAUCCCAACCGUUGAGCGCGAGAGCAUCGACCUAAAUACUAGAUAUAUCAGCAGAUGGAAUAUGGAGAUGCUGAGAGCGGCGGGUAUAGUCUGCCGAGUUGCCUGGUCUGCGGAGAUGGCCUCCAUCAAGUCAAGCAUCCUUUCAGCGAAAGACCCGGCAAGGCGGUCGAAAAUUCGAAAGGACGACAUUAUGAGUGUGAUCCCAGAGGCCAUCCAUGCAGCGAAUCAGUUCGUAUUCCGCGAGUCUACACCCUCGUCAUUACUCGGACAGACGAUGGAGGAUGCUUUUUGGACUUGCAAUAAAAAUGCAGCUAUCGAGGUGUUGUCUACGUGCGGUAUCGUUCAAAACCAUGAGGCGCGAAUUGCGUCAAAAGAUUUGAACUUUAUAGACUCUAUUCCUGUCCUGCCAGAUGAGUUUGUGGAGGGAGCGAAAGAGUUCGUCAAAAAAUUGACCGUUCUAGGGCUGGUAAAUGAGGUCACAGUAUCUGACAUUAAGCGUGAACUGGAGGCCAGCACUCUCCGCUCCCAUCAGAUCACCGAGUUUCUGGCAUGGUUAGGUCGAAGGGCUCUGACAGGGCAACUCGACCCCCAUUCUGUGAAGAGUCUUCUCACCGUUGCAGUAGCGAAUACAGAAGACGAAAAUGGCAACACGACCGGUUUGAUCGUUUUUUCAGGCAUCACCUCUUUCCUGAACCCGCAGCGGAUUCCUGCAGAUCUACCAUUGCCACCAACUGUAAUCCCUUUCAAAUACACCAAAACCCUCGCAAAGCAAGAACUAGAAGCUUUUGACUGGAUAGAAUUACCACUUGUCCCUUGGGUCCGCUGGCUCGUUAGCAACGCUGCAAAUCGAGACGUCCUUCCUGUGGAUCAUGAUAUUACCCAAACUCCCUCAUUCUCGACACAGGUGCUCCCGGUUCUAUCAAAACAAUGGGAGAGCCUCAGUCCGAACUACAAACAACUCUUGGUUGAUCAGUUACAGCCGCAUACCGUCAUUCCAACCAGAGUCGGGAUGAAACGACCGGCAGAAACAUAUUUCCCUUCUGUUCGCCUGUUUGAUGAUCUCCCCGUCGUCCACGGCGUACAGGGAGUGAAAGAAAAGUUUCUGGCCGCUCUGGGCGUACGGAAGACCGUUGAACUUGGUGUGAUCUUUGAACGUCUUCUGAAUGCACCGGAGCCGUCUGACGGAAACAGUUCCGGCCGGAGAAAAUGGAGCCAUGUUGACUUAAUACGUUAUCUGGCCUCCGUGAGCAAUGACAUUCCCACAAAUGAUAUCAAAAGGCUCAAGGACACUAGUUUCUGCAUGGCCGAGUUGAGCACCAGUCCGAAUGGUUCCAAGACACCUAGCCAGAAACGCUAUAAGGUCCUCGACCUCUUUGAGCCCAACGACGCUCUCAGGGUCCUGGGACUUCCGUUACUUGAGUGGCCCGGAAAGUAUCUGCCGAACAGCAACGAAGGCCAAUUCUUGACCAGGUUAGGCCUUCGAGGCUUUCCGACAGCCGCCGAGGUAAUACAGGUCAUGGCAAAAGCAGCUUCUUCAAAUAACUGGACUCUGCACGGAAAAGCCCUUUCGUAUUUCCUUGCGGAAUACGAUGCUAAUGGCUAUGGCACGUUCGACUACAACAAAGUUACCGAACCAUUCCUGCCAAUCGAAAAACCAGAUCCUGGUCUUUUCGGUGAGAAUACAACUAGCCCACAUGCAGCUAUGCUCGGCGUGCCAGCUGAAGGGCUUUAUGAUGUUAGCCUUCCGGGUAAAUGUUUCACAGAUCCAGGGGCUGCCUUGUUCGGUUUUAGGAUUCUUCGCGGGGACCUACACCGUCACGCGUCGAAGCUAGGUGUAAAACAACAUCCUAGGCUCCCCGACUGCCUUGAUGUUGUCAUCCAAAAUCCACCAUCGACAAAACGAGAUGCAAGAGUAAUUUUCCGAUAUCUGGCUGGAAGAGCCUCGGAACUCACGACACGAGAUAUGGGCCGUGUUAGCAGGGCUGAAAUCGUGCCAGUAUCCACAACUGAUGAAGUUGCCAAAGGUCAACCCCCACAUCGCGUGGCACCCAAGUUUUGCUAUCUUGGAGAGGGUGAGGAUUAUAAAGAUAUCUUCGAUUUCGUGGAUUUUGGACAUGAAGCAAACCUCUUUCUCAUGGCAGUAGGAUCGAAGAGAGAGCCAACCAAAAUCGAGCUCGCCCAGAUGGUGGUUAAGGAGCCAGCCAGGAUAUCCUCUACGUUCCAAAGUGCAGAUAAAUACCUCAAAUUGUUGAGGACACUUGCUGAAGACCUUUCUACUCUCAAAAAGAACAAAGAGCUUCUUCAAGAAAUGAAAAGAUCCGCUUUUUUGUUGGCAAGUAAGGACAUCACCUCAGCCGCCAAGGAAAAGACUGAGAAGCCCACGAAAGAGCGCAUCAUUAAAUCUGGUGAAGAGGAAGAGGAGGAGGAGGAUGAUGAUGAGACUGGAGAGGAAAGCAUCAGGGAAUGGACAUUAACGGCGGCAAAGGAUGUGGUCGUUGUCGACGACAUCCAGAGCUUCAUUCUCUUCAAGGAACACGUUCUUGCGGCUCCCCAGGAAGAGGUGCUAGAAAAUUUCUACAUCGCUCUAGGUGCAGUCCCUCUGAGUCGUCUUGUGGAAGAACGAGCACACUGGGGAGCAAUAGCUGCUGACCAACGCCCUGCAUCCAAAUUGCUGAAAUUGAUCAAUGAACGUACAAGGCUUUUCCUCCACGACCAUCCACGAGAUACAAUCCAGCACGAUAGCCGAUGGGUGGAGAAUCACCUUCAGGUCCAGGUUGUUCAAUCCGUCGCCAUUACACGAUCACUCAAAGAUCGCCGCAUCUCUUACAAACAAGAACGGAGGGCUAUAGUGACCGAAUUAUCCAAAACCUGGGUCAUGCGAAUAUGCCCUGGUAGGUAUGACUUCUAUGAAAUCAGUCAAGCUCUUUCACAUCUCAUUCUUUCGCGACCCAAGCUUCACUCAACUUUGACGCUAGAAAUGCUGUUGAAAACCGAUCUGUUGGAGCUAAGAGCUCGGGGGUACAAUGUGGAACGCAUUCUCAGGCAGAAGGCUCAGGAAGCCAAGAUUGCGGAAGACCGGCGUCAGAAACAGUUAGAAGAAGAGCGCAAGCGCCUUCAGGAGAAGGAAGAUACAUGGAUGAAGGAACAGGCUCAUGGUCAGGUACCGGAACAGCAUGCUCAACCUGCAAUGCCCGGUGUCUUUCCGGACUCUCCUUCGAAUAAGAGCAUUGGCUCUUCCUCCCCACAAGACGGAUCAGAGCGCGCCCAGGAGAAGCGUCGAGGUCUGUUUUCCAAUUUUACCCGACAUUUCAAGGACGGAAACCGAUCAUCUUGGAACCCUUUCAGCGAGAUUUCACCUCCGUCUACCUCUUCUAGCCCUCCUCCCGCUCCUCCUCCUGGAGAGCCGAAAACCCCUCUCCCCGAAGCCCCCGUGACUGUCGGCUCACCCCUUGAGCUUCAGAAGAAAUUGAUGUCCGCUGUUCAGUCCAGCCGUCCGCACGGUGCGUCUGGGGUCUUCUCGCGACCUCAGACGAAUCAAAUCGCAGAUAUGAAGUCUUAUUGUGACGAGAAACCCGGGCAUGAUCUAGAGUUUGUAGCCAAUCUCCCCUGUCGACUUAAUGUUCUGUUUUCCAAAACUGUUCCGGACAGAAGUGCGUUCCUAGCGAAGAAUUUUGCCGGCAUGAACAUAUUUGGGUCGAUUCUGAUUGAUUGUGCGGAUGUUUUCUCUUUACGGUCUGAUAGCCUCAGCGUGUUCUACGAGCCAGGAUCCAAGACCAUCGCUUUCAAUCGCUCAGGCAGCAUUUUCUGCAACUACCAUUUUUUCCAGCAGCUACACGAGGCAGAACUGAUCAAGACCCCAUCGGGAAGUCGCGGCGACGCUAUGACUUACUGGUGGGUGAUUCUAUGUCACGAGUUGGCACAUAACCUGGUUGGAGACCACAGCUCUGCCCAUAGCUUCUAUAGUGAGGGUUUCGUCACCCAAUACUUCCCCAAGAUGGCGGCUAAAAUCGCUGCCGUAUGUGCACAACCUGGUACUCAAGCCAGUACACAAGGCCAGGGAUCAAGUCAGUAAUGUCACAUCCACCCAUUCUUGAGACGGGGAUCAGACCAAUGCACCCAUAACGUGCGUGGUUUGAUAUAUAUUGCAAUAUCUUCCACUAUCACUGUUCGCAUUUUCCCCCUUUCUUUCUUUCUUGCUUUCUUUCUUUCUUUCUUUCUUUCAUAUAUAGAUAGAUGAGCGGCUAGCAUGAAUGUAAAUGAAUUGGGUUCUAU